Molecule: messenger RNA, 330 nt
Organism: Zychaea mexicana
Lineage: Eukaryota; Fungi; Mucoromycota; Mucoromycetes; Mucorales; Lichtheimiaceae
Exons: 1
Source: RefSeq, a predicted model, not a curated record
UUUUUUUCCCUAUCAACGAACAUGUACCAUUCGCACGCACACCGAUGCUAUAACGAACAAAAAUCCCACAUUACUCGUUUUUUUGUCAGCAUCUAUCUUUCUUCUUUCUCUCUCACAUCUAUUGUGCACAUUACACAACAACAUCACAACGAAAGCAGAAUACCAACAGCCACUUUUGUCUCUGUUCUUUUUCUAUAUCACAUACACACAAUUUAUUUCUGCGUUAUAUAUCCCGAUGGUCAUGCAUUGUUAGCAUCACCACGACUGUCAUUAUCAAACAUAUAUUUUUCUGUCAAAACUGCUCCUUUUUCGUUGUCCUCUUUUUUUUAA